AUGUCCCUCGCUACUCCCGGGUUCUUGAUCCCGUACCACGGUCCUUCGUCCUAUAGAGGCUCGACUCCUCUGGACAAAUCCUCCUCCGCUCGACCUAGCCCUAAAGAAAGGCCUGAGAGCCAUGGAGCAAAUAGCCCGGAACCGUCCAGCCCUCCUUCGGCUAAUUCUUGCCAGCCACGACCAGGCCACAGUAGAAAGCGGCUUGUGUUCUCAGAUCCUGUCGCUUUCCGCUACUUGGAGGAGGAUCCCGCGACAGACGCCAUUGAACGUUGGAGACGAUUACACGGAUAUGAAAUGUAUCUCGUGGAGCAAUGGGCAUGCUCAAGAACUCAUCCCACUUUCGUUAUCUGUACAUACACCGGCGACCCAUCGCAUUCUAUCCUAGUUAAUGUCCUUUCCGUACCGAGUGAUGAAAGCACGUGGUCUCCCAGGCUACAGAUUUACUUCUCAGCUGUCUCACAAUUUCAUGCCAAGGAAAAGGAAACUCCUUUGGGCACGUUAAUGGUCACCAAUUUGAGCGGGUUUCCAUCUGCUUUGACCGUCAUUGCUGUUCCGGAUGGCGACAUCAAGAAGCACAGGGAAGACUUUAUUGUUAAUGAGAACCUCAAACGAAUGGGCUGCUCUGGAAGGGCUGCCAUCAACGUGCAACCCCCUCAACCGAGUACCGUUGCAAAGUUCCACCACCUGUACCGCACCAGCGAGACUGUGCCGCUCUACCAAUCAGUCAUGGAGCUUGUGCGAGUAUGUCAGACGGCGUUGAUCAUGUACGACAAAAUCCAACCAACCUAUGCUGAUGGUUUACUCUGCGAUGUCACUGAGAAAGCGAUCAACGAUUGGUGGACUGACAUCGGCACCUACUUUUACAACGUGGAGCCCAGUGAUGGAAUUCUCGGUCCGACCACGGUGGCAGCCCUCCUUGGUCUACUAAUUGGGGCCUAUAACAGACUCAAAGCCUUUGGGUCGCCGGUGGGAAAAGAUGUCUUGGAUACGGUCUCAAUGAAAAGAGCCAUUGGACAUUUUCAGAAGGGUCAGAAAAUGGAAAGGUCUCGACGACUUGAUCGCGAGACACUUGAUCGUCUCCACAGAGCCACGGCUAAGAAUGCCAGUGGCGAGGGUUGGACCGUACCAAAGGCUGUCAAGUCUACCGUUGCUGAAUUGAGCGGCAAAGGUGGGGAAAUGGUGAUGGGUAUUGUGGGAGCUCGUGAUAAAGCUGGCAUCUCCGAUGCCGAAACCAUGGAUAUUGAACGUUUUGCUCAGCUGGUGACGGGCCCAAAGAUGAAGUGGCUGUGGCAGGGCAAACCCGCGAAAUCGGGGGACAUGUUUGUCAAUCCGACCGACGAUCUGAAAGGCAGAAUUUUCAGUACUGAUGACCAGGGAAAUUUCUUUUGGACGAGCAACCAGCAUGACUCUAUCUCCGACGGAGGAGUUCUCGAGCGGACUGAUACCACGUACACAAAUCAAACCCAGGACGGCAAAUCCAGUCGCGGCCGAAUUCGUGGGGCGGUAGGGGGACUGAAAGCUCAUGGCCCACGAUACCACAAGGACGGAGAAGAAGCCCAUGACUGGGUUGAAAGCGCCGCGACAGCGACAUCGCGAUUGUCCAAAGACCAUUAUAGCUUUCGAGAUCAUACACUGCGUCCUCCACUCACGCCGCGACAAACUGGACCUCCCUCUUUUGACCUGGCCCUGGCAAGUGUCCGACCGACUUCACCAACCGAACCACAAGGUCAACCUCUACGGAGGGCUGAAACGACCACCGAAACAAAAAUUUCUUCUCAUCGAGAACAGUUGCGGCCAGCUCUGCCCGGUGACUCUCCCAGAAGGAGAAAACUCAAUGCUGACAUGGCCGAUUUACGCAACGAAUUUAAAGCGGAUAUAUACCGAAAUUUCUCGGCAGAGCUACCAUAUAAAGGGUUUCAGAGCCGUGUUCUUCGUCGCUCUCAAAGUGCAAUUCAGCUAAUGGUUCAUCCUGCGGACAGUCCUCGACAGAAUCGAAUUAAUCGGCAAUUGUCUUUCAGUCUCGUUGAGAAAGCUGUCCUCGACCUGGGUGAAAGUGUUGUCGACGAAGGUAUCACGAAGGGGAAAAUAGAAGGUGAUCUCACUAAUGCACUGGCUGAACGCGAUGCUUUGGUUGCUGCGGCUCAGAAGAAAGCGAAACGUAUCCAGGUCAUCCAGCAAAGCCUCAUUCCGUAUACUGAAAGCAGAGUGGCCCACGUUGAAACACUUGACCAUGCCGCGAACCAGCACUUGGAGCAGCUGAACGAACUGUAUUACCAUCGAUUGGAGGAAUACCAGACACUCCAAGCAACCUCCUCGGAUAUUGUUUCGCAAGAGAAGAAUGCGUUGACCGAAAGUAUUCGCAGGAUUGAAAUGCUCGGAGCAAAAAUGGACUAUGAACUUGAUUCCCUACAGUCUCGAUUGCAAGAAGUCGAAGACGGCGUGGAUGAUUUUGAGCGAAACGUGUUGGUGAUUGAAGCAAGGGUACGGGAAUUGAUCGGAGAUGAAAGGCAAAAUUCUAUACCCUGGAUUCAGAGAGUGUUCAACUUCAUGGGAUCACGGAAAAAAAUGACGGUUUGA
Rhinocladiella mackenziei CBS 650.93 is the source of this 2577-nucleotide messenger RNA. RefSeq lists its product as uncharacterized. The record is from RefSeq and is a predicted model, not a curated record. NCBI's taxonomy places the organism in Eukaryota, Fungi, Ascomycota, Eurotiomycetes, Chaetothyriales, Herpotrichiellaceae. Bases 1 to 2577 code for a protein of 858 amino acids. The transcript has a single exon. Gene Ontology annotation, cellular component: Sin3-type complex.